AUCUAGGUUCAAUCUAUCUAUGCUAUGCAAACUAUGGUGGUAGAAAUGAAAGUAAAACUUCUAAAACUAGUUUAACUUGUUUCAUUUGCAACGAGAGAGGAGAUAUUGAACAACAUGAAAAUCUUCACUGUUCUCCUUUGUUUAAUUCCAUAUGCAGGUGUGCUAGGAUUCCUACAGGUGCAAUGGCUGCGCUGUCGACUGACAGAUGAGUAUGUAUGGACAAAUGCUGAGGGACACAUUGAAAGUAAUAACAGCCACAGAGAUGCCGUGUUGCAGUUUGACAACUCGGGGAACAGCGCUUUGUUGUCUGACUCAAUCACAUUCCUUGUUGCAGCAUCUAAGGUGGAUAUGAGGAAGUUUGUGGAGGGUCCGGUGGAUCGACUGCAGUGUGACAUCCACAGGUACAGCAAAGGGAUGAGCCGUGUGCGCUGGCCAAGCCUGGGAGGAAUGGGGCACGACAUCUGGUUCACCUGCACACUGCGGCACACCGCAGGCCUCUUCAACAUCACCUCCUUUCUCAGAGUCACCCCUGCCACGACCAUGUCGGCCCACCAGCCAGACUUCUUCAGCUGGCUCACCAUCGGAGUUAAAGAAAAAAAAAAAUCAGUGCCUCAGGUAUCUGUGAUGGUGCUUAUGACCCGCUCUCCAUCCGUGCGGGUGGGCCUGCAGAAAGAGACGACCCUGCACUGUCAGUUUGCCGUGGACCACAAGGUCCCUCACCUUACAGUCGAGUGGCAUUUUCAGCGGCGUGGAGGGCGCCGGACCAAGCUGUUCAGCUACUCCAGCCGCUCAGGUCAGACAGAGGGCAGCGGGGUGGCAGUGAAGGGCAUUGCCGGGGGGGAUGCCUCCCUGACUGUGCCCAUCACCAAGGUGAGCAGUGAGGGGACGUACGUGUGUUCCGUCCGCGUACCCCCACUCAACGGGAGUGUGGACAUUGCGCUGCACAUCAUAGAGCCUCCUGAUGUUUCCUUGACCACAAAGGAGGAGCAGAUCCCCAGCGUAGUGUGUGAGGCUAAUGGCUUUUACCCCCUGGAUGUGGAGAUUGACCUUUUCAAGGAGACUAGCAGUGGUCAACGGCCUGAGAAGCUGGGGAACAUCUUGCGCUCUAGUCACCUCCAACAUCAUGACAAUACUCACUCUGUGGCAGCCUUCGUCCGGCUGCGGCCCUCCCCUCAGGACUCGGGGUGCGCAAUAUAUUCCUGUAGAGUGUCACACGUCUCCCUGCAAGGUCUGUACAUCCACAAGAGCAUUAUCGGCCCAGGCUGUUGGACUUGGAUUCAUCUGACCUUGCCUGGACUGGUAUGCCUGAUUUUUGUGAUAAUUUUCAUAGCAGUUACAAGACGGCGUUAUUUUUAACAAGACAGUACAAAGAGGAUAAAAGAAAGACGAAACAAGAAAGUCUCCACCUCCUUGUCCCCCUUUUGCUGCUCAGUGGGUCAAAUGUUUCUGGUAAGCUUUCUGAGCGGCAUGACGGCUGAGUGAUCCCAUGGUGUUUAUACUGUCGUACUAUUGUUUGUACAGAUGAAUAUGGUACCUUCAGGCAUUUGGAAAUUGCUCCCAAGGAUGAACCAGACUUGUGGAGGUCUGCAAAAAAAAAUCUGAG
Oncorhynchus tshawytscha (Chinook salmon) is the source of this 1603-nucleotide messenger RNA. Its product is annotated as tapasin-related protein. Lineage: Eukaryota; Metazoa; Chordata; Actinopteri; Salmoniformes; Salmonidae. The transcript has 8 exons. The coding region runs from base 115 to 1356 and encodes 413 amino acids. The record is from RefSeq and is a predicted model, not a curated record.